AUGGCCAAUCGAGGAGGAGCGACAAGACCCAUUGGACCAAGUGCAGGGAACAAAAUCUGUCAGUUUAAGCUGGUGCUUCUGGGUGAGUCAGCGGUCGGAAAGUCAAGCCUGGUACUUCGCUUUGUCAAAGGGCAGUUUCAUGAAUUCCAGGAGAGCACAAUAGGAGCUGCCUUUCUCACCCAGACGGUGUGUCUAGACGACACAACAGUCAAGUUUGAGAUUUGGGAUACUGCAGGCCAGGAGCGUUACCACAGUUUGGCCCCUAUGUAUUACAGAGGUGCACAAGCAGCCAUAGUCGUCUAUGACAUCACAAAUGAGGAAUCUUUUGCUCGAGCAAAGAAUUGGGUAAAAGAGCUGCAAAGACAAGCUAGUCCUAAUAUUGUCAUUGCAUUGUCGGGCAACAAGGCAGAUCUGGCCAAUAAAAGAGCUGUGGACUUCCAGGAUGCACAGUCGUAUGCAGAUGACAACAGCUUACUAUUUAUGGAGACAUCAGCCAAGACCUCUAUGAAUGUGAAUGAGAUAUUUAUGGCUAUUGCAAAAAGAUUACCGAAGAGUGAACCUCAGGCUGCUGGAACUAACACUGGACGUAACCGAGGAGUGGACCUAACGGAGGCUGCACAACCUGCCAAGGCUCCAUGCUGCAGUAACUAA
This is a messenger RNA of Knipowitschia caucasica, 651 nucleotides long. The record is from the annotation of a GenBank genome assembly. Lineage: Eukaryota; Metazoa; Chordata; Actinopteri; Gobiiformes; Gobiidae.